CAAGGGACCAACCAGCUGGAGGCAGCUGUGUCGAGAGUGUCGUAAAGUUGAAAUCGGCAUCAGAACCUCGAAACAGGGUGUACAUUUAUAAAGGCCGUAAGUGCCAUUCACUGUAACUCGAAAAGUUGUAAGUCAAGGACUUCCUGUACAAAAAUGGAAAAUGUUCAGCAACCAACAGAUGGUGUUAUCGGCCCCUUUUAUUGUGAUAAACAAAAGACAAACAUAUUUGAAAGCAUGGGAUGGAUUUAAAAAGUGCUUGUGUGAAUUGGAAGCAUGUUUCAUUGGAUUUCUGUAGGAUUUGUGCUUGUAAUGCAUGUAUGUGCUUUUGAAUAUUCAGCUAGCAUUCCUUCCUUUGAAAAGCUUACAAUUUAAAACUACUACUUCAUCUUUAAUAAGAAAGGUAACUGUGUACUCCAAAUCCAUUACAGGUUACUUGUAGGAAUCUGAUCUGUUAAGUGAAUUGCAGGUCUAAAGUUACUAUCCACUAACACAGCUGCACUUCUACCAAAGCUGCUCCUGUCCAGGUUUCUCCCUUACUGAUUAUCUGUUUUAGAGUAUCUUUCCCCCAUAUGAAUGACUUAGCCUUUUUUCUGAUAUAUUUCCCUUUAUUUAUGCAUAAGUUCUGAAUCUCUCCCUUUUGUAUAAUUUGUCUGCACUCACUGAUGUUCACAACUCCUCCACAUUUAGUUUCAACUGCAGGCCUCAUUAACAUGUGGUUUGCCCUCUUUUCUAGCCUAUUUAUGAAGAUGUUAAAUAAUGGAUCUCUGCUCUACCCAGUUUUGUAAGAAGUUCCUGAGGGCAUGGCUGAGGGACAGAGGUGAGGCAGUUUUGGCUAAGUUUGCACUCCAGUUCUCCAGACAAUAUCAGUUCUGCAGGACUGUCAAUAAAAUGCCAUUUACAGUUGCUAAAUACAUUAUGCUUUAACUAUAUAUUCUUUUCUUAUCUGAGUUUAAACAACUGAACUGGCUUAUCAAGAUUAAUGUAACAGUUCGUAAUUGUAUAAUGCUUUGAAGUUCUGUAGUACUAAGAUACAAGGAUUUUUAAGAACACUACACAGGACAGUAAAAAUUUACAGGUGGAGAAACAGGCAUGUUAAGUGUUGUGCUCUGCAUACAGCAUGUCUGUGGUAAAAUCCUGCCAGAACCAGUCCCCUGAUGCUUAGCCUGGUACUGUAACCACUAGACUCUGCCUCCCAUCCAAGAACCUUUGCUCAGAAGUCCGCCAGGCUUGUCACACUCCUUGUCCUGAAGUUCUGCCUCUGACCUCAGUUUAGAAUGACCCUUACACAGUCCUCUCUGCCUCGCCACAGAGAGGAUAGCAUCUCACACAGCUUCCCUCUCAGGAAUUCGCUUUAUUAACUAGACACCUUUACACUUUAAUAAACCAUGCCUGUUCUCUUACCAAACAAACACACUGAUCUGAUAAAGCCUUGCCUUCUGGAGCAGUAAGGCAGGCAACAAGAAUCUUGCCUAAGCUCCCCCACCCCAGCAGCAAAAUACAGUUGAAAGGUUUGUGAAGCAGCCUGGUUUUGGUGAUUUUAUCUGAAGAAUGCAAUAAAUGCCCUAAAGCAAAGCAGCCCAGACUGGGCUAGGAGGAGUUGGUUGCAGGGCUCUGACAUAUUGUCCUUUCCAAGCUUGCAGGAGCUGGCAGGUCCCUGCAGCCCUUUAAAUACCAAGGAGCUCAUCUGUGACCAGAAGGAGGAGUAGUUAGUGGCAUGUGGGAGGGACACAGCAGGUAGUUGGCCAGGGACUUGCUGCCUCCCUCCUCCUAAUCUCAGGCUGUCAGAAACACAAGAUCCAUGCGGGAAAGCUGUCAUCAACUGGCACCUGAGACUCCAGCUCUGCUAGUGCUGCAUCCCCAGCCCUGCAAGUGAGGUGCUCACUCUACCCAGCUGCUCACCUGUGGGGAAGGGAGGCAAGAAAGUGAGCUGCUAUUGACUGAGGACAGAAGAGAUGGGGCUGGGGCUGUGAGCUGGAGACCUGCACUGCAGGGACAAGGACCCAAACUAGCAGCUGUGAGAUGCACCAGAACUCAUGUCUGAACAGGUAGCAGCUGUGGCUGGAGGUGUGAUAGGAGGCAUCCUUUUAUUCACCCUUAUUGGAAUAGCGCUAUAUCUGCUUUGGAAGAAGUUAUGCUUCCUACCUUCUUAUGAAGAACUUGCCAAUCCAGUUACUCCACCAUGUCUGGAGCCCAGUCUACAGGAACAGAAUUUUACCCAAUCAUCUCCUGCAAUUCAACCAAAAAGCACAAGAACUAGAAGUGUUCCAUUCAUCAUUCCACCAAAAAUUCAUGCGCGAGACUGGAUUAAUCUGACAAAUGAAGAGCCGAUUCAGGAGGACAACGAGCUGUGCAUGACCCCUCAGUCUGGAUCUCGGUCAUCUUUUCAUUCCUUGGCUGGGGCUUAUGUUAUAGGAUCCAUCAAUCCAGAACUGUACAAGGACCCUGAAGACAACAGCGAGACAAACUUCCCUGAGGGCAACAUUGGUCGUCUUUGGUUCUCAGUGGAAUAUGAGCAAGAAACAGAGAGGCUCCUUGUCUCCUUGAUUAAAGCCAGAAACCUUCAGGCCCCUGCAGAUUCCUGUAGUCCCUUUGUAAAAAUCUACCUGUUGCCUGAUGAAAGGCGUUUCCUGCAAUCCAAAACCAAACGCAAAACCCCCAACCCACAUUUUGAUGAAAACUUUGUUUUUCAGGCUUCCAGUAAAACAUUACACCAAAGAACCCUGAAGUUCUUGGUCUUUCACACUGAUAAACAGAAAAGGCACCACCUCCUGGGCCAAGCUAUUUUGCCUUUGAAAAAUGAAACACUAACUAGUGACAGCAAACUGGUCAUUUGGAGAGAUCUGGAGGCAGAAAACCUAGAGCCCCCUUCAGAGUAUGGAGAUAUCCAGUUCUCCCUCAGCUAUAAUGACUACCUGGGACGUCUCACUGUGGUGGUGCUAAGAGCAAGGGGAUUGAAGCUACAAGAUGAGAGCCUUACUACCAGUGUGUAUGUCAAAGUGUCACUGAUGAACCACAAUAAAUUCAUCAAGUGUAAAAAGACAGCAGCUGUUCUAGGAUCCCCCAAUCCAGUGUAUAAUGAAUCCUUCAGCUUCAAGACAGACCAGAAAGAGCUGGAUACAGCAAGCCUGAGCCUGUCUGUGCUUCAGAAAGCUGAGGGUGACAAAAGCCACCAACUAGGACGUGUAGUGGUUGGGCCCUAUAUGUACACUAGGGGCAGAGAGCUGGAACACUGGAAUGAAAUGACCAGCAAGCCUAAGGAGCUGGUUAAAAGAUGGCACGCUCUUGCUGCAGCACCUAGUUAAGCAACUGGUCCCUCUGCAUGGCAGUCAAAGGACAGAGACCUCCUAUAACACACAAAAGUGCUGAUAUGCUUUCUAAUCCAAAGACAGGGGCACAAAAUGGUCCCACCAUUUAACCUCUUCCUCCAGCUGACAACUUUACAUUUAACCUCCUCUUACAUGCACACAACAUAGUUGGCUGCUAAAUUGUUUCUCUCUUCCUCCAAAAUUAUUUUUCAAUUCUCUUUAAUUAUGUACAAUAGAGCAAACAAAACAAAGAUAAGCCUGAGUAUAGUAAUCCUAUAUCCAGUAAUUUGGGCUACUGAUCCUGCCUGCUGGUCACUACAUUUUCAUGUGGCUGGAAUGUAAAACAAGUUAGGAAUUGGGCCUAAUUGACCUCUGCAUUAUCCCUGUUCUAGGCCAAGGCAACUUCACUAAAAUUAAUAUAGGUACUUUGGCACUAAAUUGGAGUAACACACUGAUCAAUUGGGCCUAAACUAUGUUGGCUGAAUACUGUAUGUAAUGCAAACACUAUGUUACUUAGAAUGACUGUACUGUAAAUUUGAAUGGGAGUAUGAUAAUAUUCAGAACAACCAUUAGCACAAUUAUGUGCAUCUCAAGAUAACUGUACUUAUCUCAGUUUAGCUGAACGUCUCCAACUGGCUCAAAUUAAAACAUUGACUUUCUGGUGAAACUGAAAGACAAAGGAGAAGGUACUGAAAAUGUUGGCUAAAAUUCUCAUAUUAAAAUCUCUUUCUAGCUUGAACUCUGAUGAAUGAAAUAGUUUUAGUGGAAAAGUAAGAUGGAACAAUUAUUUUUAAUCAGUGUAAAAUAAACAGGACAUCCUCUUCCCUCCUUGACUGCUCAUCCAGAGCUUGACCCUAGGACCUUUCACACCCGAAACAACAAUUAUAAAUCAGAUCAACUAACUUCCUUUUAAUGAAUCAUUUAGUACUUUGUUCCAAUCAGUAUUGUAAUCUUUAUAGUAGAUAUAAAACAGGCUUCCUUUCAAACAGGAUGCAUCAUUAAUUAGCUUAAUACAUUAAGCAAAACAUCUCCUGAGAAACUAAAGCACUUUUUCUUUUGAAAACAUUGCUCCUGUUUGCAGAAGGUACUGUGUGUUGGAAUAUCUCUGAGAUGGGCAGUAGUACAGUAUGUUCAAAUCUGGUCUCCGAAGAGAAAUAUAUGACAUUCUCUCAUACUACAUGGUUUGUUAUAUGUUGGGAGGGCACACUGGAUUUGUUAUGUGAGGAACCUUAUAAAAUACCUGACACCAUACUUUCUUUCCUUGAAUUAAUGCUAUCAAGCAACAAAAACAUGUCAUAGAUCUGGUUUUCCCAGUUUACUCCUCAAAACUGUUUAAAACAGUUUAUUAUUUAUACAGUUUGUCUGGUUUGGGAAGCAAAAUGAUAUCUAAAUGUGUGCUAACUAAAUUAAUGCAACAAUGCAAUUGUAGCGACCACUAUUUUUACAGCGUGGCACCUUUAAGAUAAAAGACAACUUAUCUGAUAAAGGUGAACAAUAAAUUAUGUUUCCUGCACAAGUGCAGGGGGGCUGGACUCGAUCUGUAAGGUCCCUUCCAGCCCCUAAUAUCUAUGAAACUGUGUGUCAGUCAUGCUGGUGUUACUAGACUGUGUGUAGCUUCAAUUAGUAAUGUAUUAUUUCUGUUAAUUAAAAUGCUACUAAAACUAGAAAACAAGGGAUUUUUGGUCCUUUGCUUGUACUUGUCAGGU
Messenger RNA from Alligator sinensis (Chinese alligator), 5011 nucleotides. RefSeq names its product synaptotagmin 15 (gene SYT15). Gene Ontology annotation, molecular function: phosphatidylserine binding; calcium ion binding; syntaxin binding. The record is from RefSeq and is a predicted model, not a curated record. Gene Ontology annotation, biological process: regulation of calcium ion-dependent exocytosis; regulation of dopamine secretion; cellular response to calcium ion. NCBI's taxonomy places the organism in Eukaryota, Metazoa, Chordata, Crocodylia, Alligatoridae. The transcript is spliced from 8 exons. The coding region runs from base 2034 to 3302 and encodes 422 amino acids. Gene Ontology annotation, cellular component: membrane.